Messenger RNA from Engraulis encrasicolus (European anchovy), 1242 nucleotides. RefSeq names its product ABI family, member 3b (gene abi3b). The coding region runs from base 10 to 1047 and encodes 345 amino acids. Gene Ontology annotation, biological process: neuron migration. Gene Ontology annotation, cellular component: actin-based cell projection; SCAR complex; lamellipodium. The transcript is spliced from 5 exons. The record is from RefSeq and is a predicted model, not a curated record. Lineage: Eukaryota; Metazoa; Chordata; Actinopteri; Clupeiformes; Engraulidae. Gene Ontology annotation, molecular function: SH3 domain binding; signaling adaptor activity.
UGUCAAAAAAUGAAGGACGACAAUUUAACCGAAAACGUAACCAAGAUUUUCCAAGAUGCUCCCGCCGCAAGGAAGGCUCUUCUUGACAAUUAUGACAAUCUCUUAAAAGUGGCCGAAUACUGCGAGAGCAAUUAUUGUAAGGUGGAGGACACCAGGCGUGUGGUGGAGGAGUCCAAGGCCUACACCAAUCAGGCGUUGGCCAGCGUGACCUAUCAGAUCAACCGUCUGGCCUGCGACGUGCUGCGCCUGCUGGACACCCAGACCACCCAGCUGAGGAGGAUGGAGUCCUGCGUACACCUCCUCAACCAGUCGGUGAGCGUCCACAAGGAGAAGGUGGCCCGGCGUGAGAUCGGCCGGCUGACGGUGGAGAACAAAGUACCCCGCGAGAAGCAGAUCGUGGCCCCAGAGCGCCCCGUAGUGGUGCCGGAGUACAAGCGCACCCCCAUAUCCUACACCGUCCUGGACUCUCUGGGACACGGCCUAUGGGAUGGAACGAAACCAGCGGAGAAUGCGACCCCUGCCCCCCAGCCUGAGGCUAACCCUGUUGAAGAGGACCCUGCUACCAGGGCUCUGUAUGGCAUUGCUGUGGCACCUCCCUCUGUGCCAGACUGGUCUCCCCAGAGUGCCCCGUCCGACUCCGGUUCCUCAUGCCCACCUCCUCCUCCACCUCCCAACUCCUCCGGUGUCCCUCCACCUCCUCCUCCUCCUCCCAUGGGGGGAGGUGCUCCUCCACCUCCUCCUCCUCCCCCACCUUCUGGAGGCUCCAUCCCACCACCACCUCCACCUCCUCCUGGUCCUUAUGGAGCUGCUAAUGUUCCUCCACCUCCUCCACCACCUCCCCUUGGUUCUUCAGGUGCUCCUCCACCGCCUCCUCCGCCACCUCCUCCUCCCGGUGCACCAGCUAAUUCUGUCCCCCCGCCACCACCACCUCCACCACUUGGCUCCUCUGGAAGUAACAUUCCCCCACCUCCUCCUCCUCCUCUUGGGAGCCAAGGUGGUGCGCCACCUCCACCACCCCCUCCUCCUCCUCCUCCCAUGUCAAGAUAGAGUUACCUCAAGAGUGGUACGAAUUCUGCCGCAAACUGCUACGCCCAAGCAACAUGGACUUACAAAAGGAAAAUACAAUUCAGGACUCCAUUUCUUGAAAUUAGCAUCAUUGCUAAUCAGUUAGCCACACAGUUGGGGUGCAUUCCAAUAUGCACACUCCCGUCCUCCACUUAUGCUUAUGGCCUCGCCCCGCCU